GAGGCGCUGGGCGGGCGCACGUGGGUGGCGGCGCGGCGGGAGGGCGUAUGGCGAGCUCCGCAGGGCUGUCGCUUUGUGGACAGGCGGUGGUGGUGCGGGGCGGCAGCCGGUUCCUGGCCACCUCCACUGCUAGCAGUGAUGGUGACAGCCUCUUCACAUAUGAUUGUAGUACUGCUGAAAAGAAGUCACAAGAAAAUAAAGGGGAGGACGGGCCACCCGUGGAUCAGGGGAGUGACACAGUUCUGGCGUCCACCUUCUCCCAGUCUGGCAGCUAUUUUGCUUUAACCGAUGACAGUAAGCGUCUGAUUCUUUUCCGUACAAAACCAUGGCAAUGUCUGAGUGUCAGGACCGUGGUGAGGAGGUGCACCGCCCUGACCUUCACAGCCUCCGAGGAGAAGGUUCUGGUGGCAGACAAGUCUGGGGACGUUUAUUCCUUUUCGGUGCUGGAGCCACAUGGAUGUGGCAAGCUGGAACUUGGGCACCUGUCGAUGUUGCUGGAUGUGGCCGUGAGUCCUGACGACCGCUACGUCCUCACUGCCGACCGGGACGAGAAGAUCCGCGUCAGCUGGGCCGCGGCACCGCACAGCAUCGAGUCCUUCUGCCUCGGGCACACGGAGUUUGUGAGCCGCAUCUUCGUGGUGCCCGACCAUCCCGAGCUGCUUUUAUCCUCCUCGGGGGAUGGCACCCUGAGACUCUGGGAGUACAGAAGUGGCCGAGAAUUGCACUGCUGUCACCUGACCAGCCUGCAGGAGCCGAUGGAGCCUUGGGGCAACAAGAGGUUCGCCGUGUCCAGGAUCACUUACUGGUGCCAGGAGAACUGCGUGGCGCUUCUGUGUGACUGCAUCCCUGUGGUCUACGUCUUCCAGCUUGAUGCCCCCAGACAGCAGUUGGUGUACCAACAGCAGCUGACUUUCCAGCACAGAGUGUGGGACAUUGCUUUCGAGGAGAGCCAGGGGCUCUGGGUCCUGCAAGACUGCCAGGAAGCCCCCCUUGUGCUCUUCAGGCCUGUGGGUGGUCAGUGGCAGUCUGUUCCUGAAAAUGCCGUGUUAAAGAAGGUCUCCGCUCACCUCCGUGGCAAUUGGGCCAUGCUGGAAGGCUCUGCCGGCGUGGACGACGGCUUCAGCAGCCUGUACAAGGCCACCUUCGACAACAUGACCACCUACCUGAAGAAGAAGGAGGAGAGGCUGCAGCAGCAGCUGGAGAAGAAGCGCCGGAAGAAUCCGCCUCCUGGGCCCAACGGACAGACCAAGAAGAUGAAGUCAGGGGAGGCCUCCUAGAGCUGCGCGUCCCAGGGGUCGUGA
Messenger RNA from Ceratotherium simum simum (southern white rhinoceros), 1301 nucleotides. It is a transcript of the gene WDR4, whose product is annotated as WDR4 tRNA N7-guanosine methyltransferase non-catalytic subunit. Gene Ontology annotation, biological process: RNA (guanine-N7)-methylation; tRNA modification. Gene Ontology annotation, molecular function: protein binding. The record is from RefSeq and is a predicted model, not a curated record. Gene Ontology annotation, cellular component: cytosol; nucleus; tRNA methyltransferase complex. Lineage: Eukaryota; Metazoa; Chordata; Mammalia; Perissodactyla; Rhinocerotidae.